CUGAAUACGAGACUGAGUGUGUGAGAGGGCUGUUGUGUCUGUGGAACGCACUGCGUGGGGGUGUUCGCUACUUCGCUUGAUGUCAUUCGGUUAAAAGCAAGGGGCAGGGUGAACGUUGGAAAGCAUAACCACAACAUUUCGUUCACCGUUUGGAGCGGCUGUAACAAUAUCAUACAAUUCUACGAAACCCACAGACCCUGCUCGAGCUGCCUUGGUUCCGAGUUCGCUAUGUCUGCCCGAGAGCUUGCUAGCUAGCGGACUUAUAUACAGAUGCCAUUCCAGCAGCGUAGAAGAAGGGGCAUGAAUAAGCAAGACGGAUGAUGGGCUCUCGUUUUCCUGACGGGUAGCUGACGUUAAAGCUUGGCUGAAAACAAGGACAUUAAAUUCAUUUUUUUCCCUCUGCCGAGUUUUUGUUUGUGAGAUGCUUUAAUCGGGCUUAUUGAAAUGGGGUUUCGUGCGUCAAGCAGCCCCUGGGCCGCUGUUCGACACACGGUAUCCGAUUCUGAGUGUGGGAAAUAGCUAUCCUGCUGGACGCAGUUUCCAAAUGCGGCUGCGGCUACGGAGCGGAUACGAGCGAGAACACAAGCGGCUGGAGUCUUGGGCCCUGACGUUGCGCGAGCUCCUAUUGCUUUAUCGAAGGAAAAUUCGGGUCGAAAAGAUGGUCGUUUGAUAUGAUAAAUUUUUUUGCAUGUGGUUUUUAGCCAUACAUGUUAUCUGAGGGUUUGUUACCUUGCUGCAACUGCAGUGUGGCGAAUGAAUAAUGACAGACUGAAUCACAUAGCCAGUCUCCUUUGAAGGGGGGCGAGGUGGACUGAGGUGGACUGAUAACCAUCUAAACGGAUAUCUCAAAAUUGUACCUCGGAGAUUAUUGUAAUGUAACGGUCUCCUUGGUCUUACCUAUAACUUUACGUAACGUACUUCAUAUCGUCUUAUUUUAAGCACCCGGACUUGAGCUGGAAAUAUGGAUAAAUUAACAAUUAUAUCAGGAUGUUUGUUUCUGGCAGCGGAUAUCUUUGCAAUCGCCAGCAUUGCAAACCCGGACUGGAUCAACACAGGCGAAUCUGCAGGUGCCCUGACGGUGGGCCUGGUGCGGCAGUGUCAAACCAUCCAUGGACGGGACCGCACCUGUAUCCCUCCGCGGCUGCCCCCUGAGUGGGUCACCACGCUGUUCUUCAUCAUCAUGGGGAUCAUCUCUCUCACUGUGACCUGCGGCCUGCUGGUGGCAUCCCACUGGCGUCGCGAGGCCACCAAGUACGCCCGAUGGAUCGCCUUCACUGGAAUGAUCCUGUUCUGUAUGGCAGCGCUCAUCUUCCCCAUCGGCUUCUACAUCAACGAAGUGGGAGGCCAGCCGUACAAGCUGCCCAACAACACAGUGGUGGGUUCCUCCUACGUCCUGUUUGUCCUCUCCAUCUUCUUCACCAUAGUGGGACUACUUUUCGCCGGCAAGGUGUGUCUGCCCGGCUGACUGCCACUGCUGCUCUGCUGCCUGGACCUUAAACGGGGGCCGAGGAAAAGCGUACAAAGAAGAUAAAUAAAACACACAAGGAGGACAAACAAAAUGGAUGACAGAAAAAGCAAAACACUGGCCACAAAGCAGGGAUGGUGUGUCCCUGAAGGACGGGUGUGACGAUAUGCCGCUGGGAUGGUUAACACUGAAUAAGGUUCAGAUGGACAUGGAUGGACAUUGAUGCGGUAGAACUGACUCAAGGCACUUUGGGGGGCCAAUAGGGCAAUAUAGCCGUUCUCCCUCCCAGCCUUAGCUUAUUUAAAACAUGUUCUUCUAACGAUGUUGUUGCACUUUGGAGACCAAUGUGGGAGACAGAUGUCUGCUCCAUGGGAGGGGUGAGUUGUGCUGGGGGGCUUUGUGACGAUAAGACAGAACGACAGCCGUCCGUAACCCGACGUCACCUUUUUUCCGAGGCUCACUGCUUCACCGUUCCCUAAUACUCCCUCAGCAAGAAAACCAACCGCUACCGGCUUCUUGCGCUAUUUCAGUUGUGUUUUAGUUUCUUCCUUUUUGUGUUUGUUUUUUUUUUCUUUUGGGAGGUUUGUUGCUUUUUCCAAUUUUUUUUUCCACUGAGGUGGUUUGAGGUGAAGUGAAUUUCUGCAGCAGCUGGCCGAGUAUGGGGAAAAAGCCUGGGAUGGGAUGCACCUCCGCCAAGGGUAGAUGGGAACCAGGGGUUUGAGAGAGGAUGUUGGUUAAGAUAACAUCCUUGGUGGCGUCCUGGCUGGUCGGGCAAGAGCAAGUCCCUCAGGAAGAGGGAGGGUAGACUGCCACCUUAGCCUUGCCAUCUACACCCUUGACUUAACCCCAGCACCGUGUAGGAUCCCAGCAAGAGCGCCUUUUUUGGGAAGAAAGGGCGGGGGGGGGGGGCGGGGAGUAGGACACCUAGGUCGUGUGGAACAAAUCUCUUUAUCUGACCAGGCGUCACACAGUCAGGCAAGCACCUACCUGCUGCUUCAACAGGAGAUGGAAAAGGGAAUGAAGACUUACCGACCUGGAUUAUUAAGGAUAAUUAUUACUAUUGGAUAAGGACUGUAGUCAUAUUUGUUUAGUUUUUGCUUUGUUAUCUAGACUAGGCACCUGGGACUGCAGGUCAAGUCCUUGUGUGGGGCUGUGCCUCACUACUGUUCUGUGCCCGAUGCUUGUGAACACACACUACUGACUGACGCACCAAACACACACACACACACACACACCCAUUCACGCUCACACACAUUCACUCAUGCACACACAUUCUCCCAUCCAUGCCCACACAAACACAUGUUUUGGGUUUUAUCAGUCUUAGAGAUGUGCAUUUCAGUCCCGCUUUUCUUUGUGUUGGUCUGUAUGAGAUGGAUUGAUUUUUGAUUGUGCCAUGAUCUGUUUUUUUUCAAUUCACAAUGCAGAAUUUCUGUUUUAGGAAGCACUGUGCGUUCAACGAUAAUAUAAUAGCCUAAAGCAGAACACGAUGCACCACAAAUGUAAAAAAAACACACAAAAAAACAGAACUUCUUACCUCAUUGUUUUCUUUUUCAAACUUUUAACGUUACUAUUAUUGUUUUCUAAACCAUGGCAAUACUUGCCCUAUAAGGUGUCUUGCCUUGAUCAGACAUCUAGGCAUAGAGCUUAUGAUCAAUGCAAAUUAUUUAUCUUUCACUGAAUAAAAAGAGAAAGAAA
Molecule: messenger RNA, 3160 nt
Organism: Esox lucius (northern pike)
Lineage: Eukaryota; Metazoa; Chordata; Actinopteri; Esociformes; Esocidae
Gene: mosmoa
Product: modulator of smoothened a
Exons: 3
Coding region: 962-1465 (167 amino acids)
Biological process (GO): negative regulation of smoothened signaling pathway
Cellular component (GO): ciliary membrane; Golgi apparatus
Source: RefSeq, a predicted model, not a curated record